AUGGCUGCUUAUACCCCUCCUUCCUCGAUUCUCAUAAUCGGCACUGGUGUGUUUUCUCUCAGCACCGCCCUCACUCUCUUAAAACGACCCGCCUACAAAAACACAACCAUAACCCUCCUCGACCGAUCCCCCUUUCCUGCCCCGGAUGCCUCCUCCGUGGACUCUUCGCGCAUCAUUCGCGCCGACUACUCCGAUCCCCUCUAUGCCGAACUUGCAGAUUCAGCUCAGAAACAAUGGCGUCAAACUGGCAAUGGUGAACUUGGCGGGCAGGGCCGAUACUCCGAAAGCGGUUUAUGUUUAACCUGUGACACCUCAUAUGAGAAUAGCGGACAAAGAUAUGUACGAGCAAGUUUUUCAAAUGUUCAAAAAUUGAUGAAACAAGCGGGAGAUACAGAGGGAGUUUUAGAAUUGCCCUCCGCAGAAACUAUACAGGAACUUUUUAAAGCAGGACCAGGAAGCGGAGAAUGGGGAUACAUAAACCGGCGAUCGGGAUGGGCUGAUGCGGAAGCUUCCUUGGUCUGGCUAAGAAAAGAGGUUGAAAAGAUGGCUGAUGGCCGCGUCAAAUUCAUCGUCUCGGAAGUCACAUCCCUCAUCUUCUCCCCUGAUCAAAGCACUAUUCUCGGAGCCAACACCGCAUCUGGCACCCAAUACUUCGCCGACCUUACAAUUCUCGCAGCCGGAGCCUGGAGUGCCAAAUUUCUUGAUCUGCGUUCUCAAGUGCACUCUAGUGGACAAUGCUUGCUUUACAUCGACAUCACGGACGAAGAACAAGAAAAAUACAAAAACAUUCCCGUCCUCCUUAACAUGAGCUCCGGCUUCUUCAUCCUCCCUCCACGAAACAAUAUUUUAAAAAUCGCACGUCACGCCCACGGAUACUCAAACCCAACCUCUAUCCCCCAUCCCCACCCCUCCUCCUCUGGUGAAAAUAUCAGCGUUUCCCUCCCUCUCACAAGCUACGACAGCCCCACCAGCAGCGUCCCCGUUUCUUUCCAAACCUCAGCCGCAACUGCCUUACACACCUUACUCCCCGAUCUCCCACCCCGCCCUUUCUCACACACGCGAAUCUGCUGGUACACCGACACACCCUCGGGCGAAUUCCUCAUCACCUACUGCGAAAAACCACAAUCUAGCGGCGGCCUCGGUCUCAAAGGUAUAUUUUUAGCAACGGGCGGCAGCGGCCAUGGAUUUAAAUUUCUUCCUGUGCUGGGAGAGAAAAUUGUGGAUGUGAUGGAGGGGAAAGAUGAGGUUUGGAAGGGGAAGUGGGCGUGGAAGGCUACGAGGGACGAUUGGGAUGGUAUGACGGAUGAUGGGAGUCGGGCGGGGCCUAGAGGGGAGAAACUUUAG
Messenger RNA from Sclerotinia sclerotiorum 1980 UF-70, 1344 nucleotides. RefSeq lists its product as hypothetical. The transcript has a single exon. The coding region runs from base 1 to 1344 and encodes 447 amino acids. Gene Ontology annotation, molecular function: flavin adenine dinucleotide binding; proline dehydrogenase activity; sarcosine oxidase activity. NCBI's taxonomy places the organism in Eukaryota, Fungi, Ascomycota, Leotiomycetes, Helotiales, Sclerotiniaceae. The record is from RefSeq and is a predicted model, not a curated record.